Prunus persica (peach) is the source of this 3045-nucleotide messenger RNA. RefSeq names its product protein ROOT INITIATION DEFECTIVE 3. Gene Ontology annotation, cellular component: nuclear pre-replicative complex. The record is from RefSeq and is a predicted model, not a curated record. The coding region runs from base 380 to 1612 and encodes 410 amino acids. Gene Ontology annotation, molecular function: protein binding. The transcript has a single exon. Lineage: Eukaryota; Viridiplantae; Streptophyta; Magnoliopsida; Rosales; Rosaceae. Gene Ontology annotation, biological process: DNA-templated DNA replication; rRNA processing.
ACUGAAAACUAAUUAAUUACCAGCUCAGGAGGAUGUUAAAAAUUAAUGAUUCUGUUAUAAUAUAACAAUAUCAGAUGCCUUAGAAAUAUUGCUUCAUCAACCACCUCCAUUUCUUGUGUCCAAUUAGUGAAUGUGAUUCAGUUCUACUUGACCAAUCACCCCACAGCCAGAGUCCCAUAUAAACCAUACCAUCCAUUUUACUCUUAACAAAACAGAAGCAGCCAAAAUGUGAUGAUGAGCACCUUGUUUUGAACGCCCCAGAAACCACCAGGAAUUCCUCUCUUUCAAACAUGCCCUCCUCGUUUUGCCACCUCUCAUAAACCCCUUUGCCCUUGCAUACCAUGCUCUUCUACAUUGUCUCUUAGCCCACCUCAAAAGCAUGUCUUCUUCUCCACAUGAAAUUGUCCUCACCAGCUCUCCUGACGGCCCCAUUAUUGCCUAUGAUGCUUCCUCAGGCGCCGCCCUAGCACAAUUCACAGGCAGCCGGUCACCACGCCGAGGCCUUGCAAUUGUUGGGAAGAGUUAUAUUGCUGCCUCACACAUAUCACCAACCACUGCUUCUGGUUCAGUCCACCUUUACAAUUGGUGGUCUUCAACUGCCUUCCAUAACCUCCCUGUCCCGGAGCCCGUUGCACCCCUCACCGUCACGUCUGACGGGUUGUAUCUCUUUGCCGGUGGCCUAUCAGGCAGUGUGCAUGGAAUUUCAAUCCCAUCAGGGGAUGUGCUCAAACCAUUGCCUGCACAUAGCAAGCCUGUGUCUUGCCUUGCAAUCAGUGAUGAUGAGUCACUUCUGAUUUCAGGCAGCGAUGAUGGGACCAUUGUUGUUGUCCCUAUCUUUCAGCUUGUAGGAGCCUCAGGAUAUGACAGUGUGGAAGAAUUGAUAUUGCAUAGGUUUGCUGCUCAUUCUGAUUCAGUGACUGCCAUUGUUUCUGGUAUGGGAUUAUGCAACUCCCAGAUUAUCUCAUGCUCAUUGGAUUGCACAUGUAAAUUCUGGAGUCUCUUGCGUGGAACGCUCCUGCGUACCAUUGUGUUUCCAUGCACUAUUUCAUGGGUUGCAUUGAACCCAACACAGCCUGAGUUCUAUGUUGCAGGAUCAGAUGGUUCAGUACACAAGGGAUCACUGAAAGUUGGAAGCAGGCAACUUGUGACCCAAGGCAGUGAAUUGAUCGCGUGGACUCCGAAGCACGGUGGUGCAGUUGUAUCUAUGGUGAUGGUGAAUGGGGGAAGGAAUUUGAUAUCGGCUUCGGAAGACGGGAGUGUUUGGGUUUGGGAAGUUGAUGCGGGUCAGGUGAUCAUGGCCCUUGGAAAUGAGAUGGGGAGCAUUAGUGAUCUGGUGGCAGCUACAGGCAUAAAUUGUAGCAAAGCCAAUGGUUUUGGAAUGAGCAAUGGUGCUUACGGAUCUGGAAAUUGCUACUUUGGGUCUUCUGGCAAAGAACUUAUGAAUAUGCCAAUAAAGAAAAUAUUAGAAAUGGAAGAUGUGUUGAAAGUGGCUGCAAAUGAUAGAAACAGAGCCAUUGAUAUGCUUGAAUCUGCUAUUGCAAUGUAUGAGAGGCUCUUGGAACUCAUCCUCAAGGAAGCCAAGAGAGGUAGUCGCAACAACAAACAGUGGUGAAAAGGAGAAGGAUAAUCAUACAAAUUUCUAUAUGCAAAAUCUGUUAUUGUACAUAUAUAUUUUUAUAUAAUAAAUUAAAUACAUUGGUGGACACUAGUUUUUUAUUUUUUAUUUUUUAUUAUUCAUUUCAUAUCUGCCCUCCUGAAAAAACUAGACGGAACGUUUGUUUGAACGGGCAUGGAAAUCUGGUGCUCACAAGUCACAAAAUAACUAAUAGUACAAUCAAAUACGCAACAUUCUGAAGACAUUGUUAGAAUGAAAUGAAAAUUCAUCGUAUACAGAUCGUGUACACAAUUAUGAGGUGCAACAGACAACGGAAACUUGCAUUCAACUUCUAUGUAAAUCAAAAUGUGUAAGAAUCUGGUUGCUCUUACUAACUUCUUAGGAAGAAAAUGGGGUUACUCUCGUUAGACAACCAUUGGCUCCAAAAGUUUAAGUUGUCCGUCAACUAUCAAGGAAUGAGCCAACAAUGUAUAUCAAGUUUUACGUUUUACUCCCCCCUCACAUGCAUGAUGGGCCUGCACGUGGAGAGGCGGACAAACGGAGAAAGACAUAUGGCAUACAAACAUAUAGGCGCAACACCACCAUCCAUCUUGCAGAUCAACAAAGAAGUGGUAACAUGAAUCUCUAAACAACAAGAUUAGAAGGAAGCCUAAUAAUGGAUAUUUCCUCCCUUGCAUUCCUGUUUUUUGGCUCGUGCUAGCAGGCCAACCAUUAAAGUACUCUUGCCAUGUGCAAUGUUGUCCAACAAUUCAAACAUUUAAGCAUAUGCUAUUGUCCAAUUUUUAUGCAAAUUCAACAUGUUUUCAUCAUUCAAAUUGCAUAUACCAUUUGAUUUGAAGCAUUCCUAACAUAAAAGGUUGCGUGGUAUUUGAACCCUUACUGAAAAACAAAAAGAAAACAUGAAAUGACAAUAUCAUGACUUGAAACAUAAAGUUGUGGUAGGCAGGGGGCUGGGACUUAAAUAUCAUGCACAAGUGAACAAGUACAGAACUUUCUAGUAGAUCAUAUCAUAAUACCUUGACAUAAGAGACCCACAAUACAUAUAGACGGAUAAACUUUUAUUUGUGAUGCUCAAUGCAUCUCAAUGAGAACCAAUGACAUAUUAGUUCAAUCAUACUGCAUCACAGUCUUAACCAUAUCAAAUAUAAAAAAUGCUAGCAUCAGCCCUUGUGAGCCUCUGUAAACUGCAUGUGAAAGAUAGAAGCCAAUGCACAAGACAUGGGAGGCAAACAGUCAUGGACAGGUCAUGAACCAGCAUAAAAAUUUCAGAACUAUUGAAGCAACCAAGGAGCCAGUAAGUGACCAUAGCUUCAACAUUUCUAAGCAUCUGAAAAAACGACUAUAGAUUUAUCACCAGGUAAUUGAAUUUAUGACAACUUUGCAAGGUUCUCAGUAUAGAAAUAUCAGAACAUCCAACCACUAGGUCUGGG